ACUCCUAGGUACUGAAAAAACUUCUAUUUAUUCAGAUGAAAUUAAAGCAGAACCUCCUGCAUUUAACCUGACUGAACAACCACAGGAAGAAUGCCAGAGUUUUGGCCCAAAUACCUCUAGAAAUAGCAAAUGUUCUUCAAGCACAUUACAAAGUAACAUGUUUUCUGCUGAAAGUUCCCCAUCAAGGACUGCAAUGUUAGUAAAAGAUUGUAGGAAUUCUAGUGCAGAGUGUAUGACUGGUACCAAUCAUGAUGAGAGCAUUAGAAAAGGGACAAGUGAUAAUAUCAGCAUUGAAUCACCUGGUGUCCCUCAAGGCACAUUAUUAGGUACUCCGACAACUUCUUUUUGUUCAAAUGAAGUGCGGACAAACCAUUCUAUGACUUCAUUAGAAAAAACUUUAGAGCUUGUAAAGAAGAGAAAGAAUGGGAUGAGUAAGGUUGAGGGUGAAAGUUGCAAGAAGGCUAAGAGGAAGCGAAAACCAACAAAACCUAUAAAGUCAAUGGAAUACUGCAAUGAAGCUGAAAGAAUGGUUGUUGGAAACCUGCCAUCACCCAAAGCAACGGCUUCCUAUUCAACGGAUCAGGUUAUGUUGAUGGAGGCUGAUUCUUCUGCUCUCAAUGAUGAACAGUUCUCACAGUUUUCAACUCAGCACAUGCAUUGUCUUUUGAACUUCAAGCGAUAUGAAUGCCUCCAGUGCGGCCUAGGCUUUGCCUCUAAGAAAGCAAUGAAUGUCCAUAUCCGAACCCAUUCUGAAGAAAAGCCAUACUGGUGUACAGAGUGCGACAUCGGCUUCACAGAACAUCAUUUGUAUAUGUCGCACAUGCAGAGUCAUAGGCCGUAUGAAUGUGACGAAUGCGGUGCUGAUUUUGCUGACAGUACAACCUUGCAGAACCACAAGCUCCUCCACUUACAGUCAAAGAACUUCAAGUGCUCCGUCUGCUCCAAGAUGUUCAAGCAGAGGGCUGGAUUGGCCAGUCAUAUGAUGAAUGCCCAUCCCCAAAGCCACACUGAUGAUAAGCCAUUCUGGUGUAAAGAAUGUAACAAAGGCUUCACCCAGAAUCAUUCCUACAAGGCUCAUUUGCGGAUCCACUCAGGGGAACGUCCAUACCUUUGCAAAGAAUGCGGUGCUGCCUUUGCAGACAACAAAACCUUGCAGAACCACAAGGCACUGCACUCCGACGAGAAGACCUUUAAGUGCACCGUUUGCCCCAAGAUGUUCAGGCAACGAGCUGGGCUGGCUUGUCAUAUGAAGACCCAUACCGACGAGAAGCCAUUUAUGUGCGAGCUGUGCGGACAAAGCUUCAAGACGAAGUCCACCUUGAAGAAUCACCAAAGGAUACAUUCUGAGGAGAAACCUUACCAGUGUCCACUGUGUCCUCAAGCUUUCAAGCAGAGAGCUGGUCUUGCCUGCCACAGUAAGGUCCAUGACAAGGGAAUCCCUUAUUAACACGAUGACUACUGGAGAAACCUUACCAGUGUCCACUGCGUCCUCAAGCUUUCAAGCAGAGAGCCGGUCUUGCCUGUCACAGUAAGGUCCAUGACAAGGGAAUCCCUUAUUAACACGAUGACUACUGAAUAUUCUAAAUCUCUUAGGCUUAAGUUCCUUUAGGCAAUGCGUUUAGCAAGACUUCACAUUCUUCAUUGCCACAACCUAUCUUUGUACCAAUUUCUAGAUUUGCCCUCAAGCUUACAUUCAAAGGGCUAGUCUUGCUUGCUAUAGUAAGGUGGGUGUGAAGACAUUAAACCCAUUGUGAACCAGCGAAGCUCAGGUGCACAGAGUUUCCAAACUAGGAACUGUUACAACUCAACUACCUCGACUGAUUCAACUUAAAGGGAUCCGGUAACUUUGUCUUAGAUCCUUUAAAAAAAAUCCUUGAUUUAGCUCAUGCUGCAAUGAUAAUUAAAAC
Molecule: messenger RNA, 1907 nt
Organism: Strongylocentrotus purpuratus (purple sea urchin)
Lineage: Eukaryota; Metazoa; Echinodermata; Echinoidea; Camarodonta; Strongylocentrotidae
Product: zinc finger protein 664-like
Exons: 1
Coding region: 158-1447 (429 amino acids)
Biological process (GO): regulation of transcription by RNA polymerase II
Molecular function (GO): RNA polymerase II cis-regulatory region sequence-specific DNA binding; DNA-binding transcription factor activity
Source: RefSeq, a predicted model, not a curated record